Messenger RNA from Raphanus sativus (radish), 671 nucleotides. RefSeq lists its product as uncharacterized. Bases 39 to 671 code for a protein of 210 amino acids. The record is from RefSeq and is a predicted model, not a curated record. The transcript has 5 exons. Lineage: Eukaryota; Viridiplantae; Streptophyta; Magnoliopsida; Brassicales; Brassicaceae.
UACUUGCCUAGCCCAGAUUGUUGAGGUUGUUCCAAAAAAUGGCUGGUACUAUCUCUCUUGCACUCACUGUGGGAAAGAAGUUGAAAACUCAGACACAUCUCACCCCUGCGACCAGUGUCAUGAUCCCAAAGCCACCACUGUUGUACAAGGUUGAAUUAUUGAUUGAUGAUGGUGAAAAUUAUGCCACUUUCUUGGUGCUCGACAAGGAGAUGAUGAAGCUCCUUAAACAAGAUGCAGCAACUCUACUUGAUGAUGCGGUGAAUCAUGGACAAGGCAAUAAACUCCCGGAAUGUAUUGCAAAACUUCAAGGCCAAGUUUUUCUUUACCAUGUACAUGUGACACCAGACAAUUUCACCGACAGCACCCGUACCUUCACCGUUUCUGGGCUGACCGAAAUUCCUAACAAGGAGUUCUUUACCAUCAAGGCACACAAAAAUAUUAAAGUGGACUAUGGGGAAUCAUCAACUUCCGCUGCUGUCAGUGACACGUCAACAAAUGAAGCAGACAGAGGUUCUAGCACAAGCUCAAAUGGACCACAAGACAAUUUCGCCCUAGAGACUCUUUUUCUCUCUGGCACACCACCCAAGGUGCCGCUUCAAGGUCACCCUCCGACCUCCAUGGAUUCACACUGCAAGGUCUCUAUCGUCGUCUCCAUCCAAACCUCCAUUUAA